Molecule: messenger RNA, 2012 nt
Organism: Anoplopoma fimbria (sablefish)
Lineage: Eukaryota; Metazoa; Chordata; Actinopteri; Perciformes; Anoplopomatidae
Product: glutathione hydrolase-like YwrD proenzyme
Exons: 12
Coding region: 10-1704 (564 amino acids)
Source: RefSeq, a predicted model, not a curated record
UUAAGAGGGAUGGAUACCGACUUGACUUUCUCCUCUCGUCGGUCACCUGUUGUGUGUCUACACGGUUGUGUAGCAUCCAGCCAGCCACUAGCUUCCAGUAUAGGACUCGACAUCCUGAAGCGUGGUGGUAAUGCAGCAGAUGCUGCGGUUGCCAUAGCAGCAGCGCUGGCGAUAACAGAGCCGUGCAGCACCGGUCCUGGUGGAGACGCCUUCUGCUUGUUCUACAACGGAGACACUGGAGAGAUCAGAGGAAUUAACGGCAGUGGUCGAUCACCCAGAGCUCAGACCCUGGAGUUCCUGGAAGGACGUGGUUACACUGCAGAGGCCCCUCCCUUGCCUGCUGAUGCCUUGAAUGUCACAGUACCAGGGGCCCCGGCAUGCUGGUGCGAUACCGUAGAGCUGUUUGGUAGUCACAAGCUGUCCUUGCAGGAGGUGCUGAGUGGGGCGGUGGAGCUUGCAGAGGUGGGAUUUCCUGUUGCAGAGGUAACGGCUCACCACUGGGCAAAAUGUGUGACUGCUCUGAGGGAUGAUGGAAAGGAACUAGGUGGAGACCUGCUGAUCGAUGGUCAUGCCCCCAAAUGUGGACAAGUAUUCAGAAACCCUUCCCUGGCCCAGACUCUGAAGGAGCUGGGUGAGCGUGGCAAACCAGCUUUCUACCAGGGCAGAGUGGCCCAAGCAAUCGUCGAUAUCAUCAACCAAAAUGGAGGAGUUAUGACCGUGGGUGACCUCAGUAGCCAUGACAGUGAGGUCAUCACCCCAUUAAGCACAGAAUACAAGGGUGUGCGUCUGUGGGAACCGCCUCCUAACAAUCAGGGGUUGGCUGCCCUACUGCUGCUCAACAUCCUGGAGAACUUCCCUUUCAAUGCUGCAGGCCAUAACAGCUCUGACUACAUCCAUGUACUGGUGGAGGCUGUGCGCUUGGCACUAACAGACACACAGCGUUACCUGGGUGACCCAGAUCAUGUGACCAUCCCCCUGGAAACCUUACUGGACAAGAGCUACAGCCACCAGCGAGCACAGAGUAUCUGCAUGGACAGAGCCAUGGAAGAAGUGGAGCCUGGCCUGACAACAGGAAGUGACACAGUCUAUUUCUGUGUGAUUGAUAGUCAGGGCAACGCCUGUUCAUUUGUCAACAGCACCUAUAUGGGCUUUGGAAGUGGGCUGGUCCCUAAGGAUUGUGGAUUCUCACUACAGAAUCGUGGUGCCAGCUUUAGUCUGCAUCGUAACCAUGUUAACUGUGUUGCUGGGGGGAAGCGUCCAUAUCACACCAUAAUAGCUGCACUUCUCACUGACUCUGCAUCCAAAUCACAAAAACCACAACUCCUUGCUGCCCUGGGGCUGAUGGGGGCUUUGAUGCAACCACAAGGACAUGUCCAGGUGUUGUUGAAUAUGUUGGAGUUUGGGAUGAAUCCUCAACAAGCUCUGGACGCACCAAGAGUCUAUGUACAGUAUGACCACAAAACUGAUCAGUGGUGGGUUCAUUUGGAGGAAGGGGUCGGCCAGGAGGUAGCCGAGGAGCUGAGAAGACGGGGCCACAAAGUCAACUGGCCAAUCACAGGUCACAAGAGGUCUCAGUUUGGGCGGGGACAGAUCAUCACAGUGGGGGAUUGGUGGAACCCAGCUGUCAAUCAAGCUGAUCAUCCAUCCAGGGUGCUGUGGGCGGGAUCAGACCCCAGAGCAGAUGGAUGCGCUCAGGGAUACUAGACACAAGUGUCUUCUCUUCUUCCCUGUUGAUGAAAUAUUCAGAUAAAUUGAUCACAAAGUAUUUUUGAAACAAAUUCCUACAUAUGAACUGUAGAACAGAUGUACUUUGAACAUUUGGCGGUGACAUAAUUCACAGUAAUCAUAAUUACAUAUAUAACCCUCCAAAAUUGAGUCAAGAUAAUGUAAUAAUGAAAUGUGAAUCAAGUCAAUCAGUGUAUCUCCAUUCACUUGCAUUUUGCAUCGUUUUCCUACGCUUUAAAGUGAAGUAAAUUUACUGAUUCAACAAUCUGUAUUUCAAGUGAUCUGUA